Messenger RNA from Prunus armeniaca (apricot), 1617 nucleotides. Lineage: Eukaryota; Viridiplantae; Streptophyta; Magnoliopsida; Rosales; Rosaceae. The record is from the annotation of a GenBank genome assembly.
AUGUCGAUGCUCGAUUCGUUCUUCAACAAGGGCUUCAAAGCGGCCAAAUGCAAAACCCUGCUGAAAUUGACUAUUCCGCGGAUAAAGUUGUUGAGGAACAGGAGAGAAAUUCAGAUUAAACAGAUGCGCCGUGACAUUGCCAAGCUUCUUGAGACUGGCCAAGAGGCUACUGCUAGGAUUCGGGUAGAGCAUAUUAUUAGAGAAGAGAAUAUGAUGGCAGCUCACGAGAUUCUUGAGCUAUUUUGUGAGCUUAUUGCUGUCCGCCUUCCAAUUAUUGAAUCACAAAGGGAAUGUCCUCUAGACUUAAAAGAAGCAAUAUCCAGUGUGUGUUUUGCUGCACCAAGAUGUGCUGAUCUGUCUGAGUUGCUACAAGUUCAAAUGCUAUUUGCUUCAAAAUAUGGGAAAGAAUUUGUAUCAGCUGCAACAGAACUAAUUCCAGAUUGUGGUGUCAAUCGCCAGUUGAUAGAACUGCUAUCUGUUCGUGCUCCUUCGCCUGAGAAAAAACUGAAGCUACUGAAAGAAAUUGCCGAAGAGCAUGAGCUGGAUUGGGAUCCUGCUGCAUCUGAAGCUGAAAUUUUCAAACCACAUGAAGAUUUAUUGAAUGGUCCAACACAGUUUGUCAGUGGGUCUAAACUGCCCCUCCCCAAAGAAAAACAUGACGAACCAUCGCACUGCAACCCGGAUCAAUCUCAGAAAGAACAGUCUGAUUCUGAUGAUGGUUUGGACUCAUUAGACUUUCCUGAAGUGCCUACGGUAUCACUACGACCAAUUGCGAAUCCAGCCUCAGCACCUGCAAUGCCUCCACCUUUACCAACUCCGCCACACCCUGAAGUUGAUCAUGGAUUGUCAAAAGAUUCUGGGGCCAUUGAAAAUCCGUCUGAAGAGCUAUCCUUUGAGUCUGAAGAAGUGAUGCAAGCAAGAUCAGUGGCUCACAAACACGAACAGUCUCAUGUUUCAGUUGGUGGUGUGGAAGAUAAACAGUUCUUGCCAUUUAUUUCUCCCCCAUCACUUUCGUCUGCAUCAUUUUCUACAAGACGAAGCAAUCCACCACCCUCUCUUUCAAGAACAAGAAGUGACGCCAAUGUGGAUUUUCAGGAUGUGUUAGCUGCUGCUCAGGCUGCUGCAGACUCUGCAGAACGUGCAGCAGCAGCAGCACGCUCAGCAGCUAGUCUUGCACAAGUUAGAAUCAACGAGCUUACCAAGAAAAACAGUGAAGAAGUCCCUGAAAAUAGCUGUGAAAACCCAUUUCACGAAGACAUUCCUAGCGAGUCAGAUACUAGAGAAAAACCAGAUUUUGAUCAUGCUAUCCGCAAUGGUGAUUCUGAUGGUGUUAUACAUUCUCCGGGACUGCAUCAAGUCCAUGAAUAUGGCCAUGGAGCUAAGGUAUCAGAUCUUAAUUCUGUCACUAUGGAGCCACUUAAUGCGGAUUUGGAUUCCUCACUUCCCAAUGAUCAUGCUUUUGAACAUGAGCCUGUUCGACAUCAGCCUCAGAGAUUGAGUUCAAUGGAAGAUGAUCCAUACUUCUCAUACCCAAACUUAUUUACAUCACAAAACUCAAAUGCCGGAUCCGGCGCUCAGUCUUCUACAGAUGACUCUUUUCCUUCGCAUGGACGCUGA